This is a messenger RNA of Habropoda laboriosa, 1342 nucleotides long. It is a transcript of the gene Rilpl, whose product is annotated as RILP-like protein homolog. Gene Ontology annotation, biological process: cilium assembly. The transcript is spliced from 6 exons. Gene Ontology annotation, cellular component: ciliary basal body; cytoplasm. The coding region runs from base 22 to 1200 and encodes 392 amino acids. The record is from RefSeq and is a predicted model, not a curated record. Gene Ontology annotation, molecular function: protein dimerization activity. Lineage: Eukaryota; Metazoa; Arthropoda; Insecta; Hymenoptera; Apidae.
ACUUUGAUAUAAAAAAUAUUCAUGCCUUUUUGUUUGGGAAAUUAUACAACCCAAAGCAUGGAGGACUAUCCUGUAGUAUCGGACAUAUCAGUUGUAGAUGUUUAUGACAUUGCAUCAGAAAUAGGAAAAGAAUGUGAGAAACUGAUAGAUUUGUAUGGUGUAGGAUCUGUAACCAAUCUUAUGCCAAAAGUAAUACAUGCAUUAGAAUUGCUAGAAAAUCUUGCUACCAAAAAUGAAGGUGAAAAUACUACAGUUCAAGAAUUGCGAGCAAAAAUUUCACAAUUGGAAAGUGAUAAAAUUGGAAAGGCUGAAGAUAGACAAAAAUUUGAGAAGGAACUAGAACAAAUUGAAGAACAUUGGCAUCAAGAAUCUCAUGAUUUAGUAGAAAUGGUAACAAGGUUACAAGAAGAAAAUAGACGAUUAUCAGAGGCUUUGCAAGAAACACGAAAUGAUAGUCAGUACAGCACUCAACAAACUUUCACAGCUAGUCAAGAAGUUGAUGUAGCAGUGUUACAGCAUUUAAGAUCUAUGAUAGACAAACAAAGAGACCAAAUUCGUGCAAGAGACAAAGAGCUGCUGCAAAAGAAUAUGGAAAUAGAAAAUCUGACCGCACAGGUUGAGAAACUCGGAGUCGUUGGCCGGGAAUUAAAGAGGAAACAACGUCAGGCACAGAUGCAGGCACGUGGGCUAGUAGAAGAAAGAGCAGAUUUCUUGGCUCAGUUGCAAGAUCAGAAUCGUGAAUUAAUCAAUCUUCGCGCUCGCCUUGGUUUGGCAAAAAAAGAAAACGAAGACUUAAGUAAAUUGCAAACAGGUUGCCCAGACUUAACAAAUAAGGCUGUUUAUGAUCUAGACGAUCCUGAUAGACCUAGAUUUACAACAGCUGAAUUAAAAGAAAUUUUACAUGAGCGUAAUGAAUUGAAAGCAAGAGUAUCAGAUUUGGAAGAUGAGCUAGAAUUAUAUCGGCCAAAACCUGAAACGGUUGAAGAUGAUAAAGAUGCUCCUGUACAAGGUCCUCUUCCUUAUGAACCAGAUGAUGCACCCUGGAAAAGAACAUCAGAAUCUGGUAUUCGCAAAUUUUUCCGCAAAAUUUUCUCGGAGUCUAGCAGUAGUUUUUUAGUUGGUAGUAGUCCUCGCAGAAGUCUUUCUAGUUUAUCAAAAAUGGCCCUGUCAGGAAACAGCACAUAUGAUGAAUCCAUAUAAUGAUUUUUCAAUACACAAUGUUCAACAUUUUAUGAAGAUUUACUGAAGAUAAUAUUCUUGCAUAUACUCACCGCAUUUUAUUUCCUGGUAAUGAUACAUAAAUUGUUUUAAAAUGAUUUUUUUUGUUUAAGCUUUGGUUAUU